Molecule: messenger RNA, 1440 nt
Organism: Didymodactylos carnosus
Lineage: Eukaryota; Metazoa; Rotifera; Eurotatoria; Philodinida; Philodinidae
Source: the annotation of a GenBank genome assembly
GCUUGAAAAACUGCAUGGGGGCACGAACCCUUUUGUGCUUUCCACUACCACGGAAUACUCUAUCAAAUGGCAUAUGAACGAAGGAAAUCGGAGCGUAUCACCGCAGAAGGUUCCCUCGUUAGUAUUUAAUUUAGACUAUCUCUACUGCAACGAAACAAGCCAAAAAUUUUGUGUGCUUUUCAAUAAAGUCUAAUGAGUAACCAAAUGCCGAGGUCCCAUCGAAGAAGUAUUUUAACUUAACAUAGAAUCAAAAUAUGCAAAUGUUUUCAUACCUAUUGCCCAAUGGUUUACAUGUAGAGAUUAUUUUUGAAUAGUGCGUAAUCGCCAGUUUAUUUGGCUCAAUUCUUGUGUAGUCCAAAAAAUUUCUUAAGAGUCAAGACUGAGUAAAACUCUUCAAAAUCUCUGUCAAACAGCAGAGCAAAAUGUUUUUGGACUGUCACGUAGGAAAACCAAAUGUAUCAGACCAGGUAAAAAAAGCGGAGCGCUUUUAUAAAGGAAAACCAUUUCAGAAAAUUUGGUUUCUUAAUAGGUUCUAGAUACAGUAUCUUCUCUGGUGAAUUUGUAAAAAGUUAGAUUCGAGCGCUUUUACGUGAAACCCUCUAUAUCAAUCCUGUGAUAACGGAGAUAUUUCCUUUUGAAGGUAUCUAAAGGCCGAAUUUCUCCAAGAGGAGAUGAGUACUUCAUAAGGACUGAGUAGACAAUUUGAAAUUUUUAGUAAAGUGAUCGCGAGUAGUAGUAAGAACAUUUUCCCAUUCAGUCAGCUAUAUGCAUUCAAGAAACUCAUUAUUGUUUUGUAAUACGGACAAGAAUAACCUUUAAAUCACCAGCUGUGAUGACAAAGCAAAUUUUUCCAAUUCAUCAGUUAUAACACAAUCAGAUGCCGUCUGGUUCUGUCAUUUACUACGCUUUCCUGCUUUCUACACACUCAUUUCUUCUUUUUAAAUUUAUAUAAAAAAUAUACACGCUCAUAACUACUCUUCGCAUUCUAACUAAAACGAAACCAUGAGUUCCUCCGGAAUCAGUAGAGGACACUGUCUCUGUGGUCAAAUCACGGUCACCGUCUCACAAAACAAACUCAGUAAAACUGAGAACGUCAUCAUCUGUCGAUGUAAAAAUUGUAGGAAAACGAGUGGUGCACUUCUCUCAUACAACGUCAUCGUCGGUGAAACUGAUGCACAAAUUCAAGGUGAACCAAAAGUCUACGAUGACCAGAAUACUUACAGUGGAAAUCGAAUUCAGCGCGGUUUCUGUCCUAAUUGUGGUUCACCGAUCUACGGAAAAACACCAAAUCUAGCUGGUAUGAUGAUCAUUCGUCUAGGUCUAUUUAUUGAUCAACUACCAAAACCUGGGAUUGAACUGUUUUGUAAAUAUCGUCCCGAGUGGCAAGAAGCCAUCGAAGGAAUCAAAGAGUAUCCAGUUAUAAUGGCAAAAAGUUCGUAG